GGAAAAAGAAAGCUUUCGCUUAUGACAAAUCAAAAGGUAUAUCUGUCAAAAAAACGGAACCCUAACAACAAAUAAGAUAACCGAAAUGAACUCAAAACAUAGCGAAUGAACGCACUAAAGCAAAAGCGAGAACCGUACAGAGAAGGUAUAAAAUUUACAUUUAAAACGUUUAGUUAAUAUUACUCAGUUGUGGACUAAACAAUAGAAGGGAACUUUCUAAAUAUUAUUAAUAAUUUCUCGAGCAACUUUUAAAGCGAAUUUCUUAAUAUAAUAUACAAUGAAUGGUGGCAGACAUUUAGCUAAAGGCUCACCAAAACCCGCAUUACCCGACGAUGGUGUUUUUCGCUUGUAUUCCAUGCGCUUUUGCCCGUAUGCUCAUCGUGCUCAUUUAGUGCUAAACGCCAAACAUAUUCCACAUCACACUAUUUAUAUUAAUCUUAAGGAAAAACCAGAAUGGCUUACCGAAGUCAGUCCACUGGGUAAAGUGCCGGCACUACAGCUACCCAAAGAGGAAGGUAAUCCAGCUUUAAUUGAGUCACUGAUAAUUGCUGAAUAUCUUGAUGAGAAGUAUCCCGAAGUACCACUUUUCCCCAAAGAUCCACUAAAGAAAGCACAGGACAAAAUACUUAUUGAGCGGUUCAACGCGGUGAUUAGUGUCAUGAACAAAGUGUUUCUAGGUGGUAUUGAAGCAGCGCCCGAUGCGCUAACAGAGAUCUCUAAAGGUUUAGAUAUUUUCGAGAAGGAGUUGAGCUCACGGGGUACACCUUACUUUGGUGGUGACAAACCCGGCAUGUUAGACUAUAUGAUUUGGCCAUGGUAUGAGCGUUCGGCAAUGUUGAAAUACUUGUUGCCGGAGGAAUAUGAAUUGGAUAAGGAACGCUUCAGCAAACUGAUUGCAUGGCGCGAUUUGAUGAUCAACGAUCCAGCAGUGAAAUGUCAUUAUGUGGAUGGCGAAACUCAUGCCAAGUAUAUGAAAGCGCGCCGUGAAAAUGCUCACGAUUAUGAUAUGCUCCUGUAGGACUAUUCAUUAAAUGCAUAUAUGUAUGUACUUGUAUAUGGAUAUAUAAUUGCGUUACCAUAUAUAAUUGAAAGACAAAAGCAGAGAUUCAAAAUUAAUAAAUUUAUUUCUUGUAACCUACUAAGUUUAUAUAUACAGGGUUGCAAAUAAUUCAUAAAAAAA
This is a messenger RNA of Bactrocera oleae (olive fruit fly), 1180 nucleotides long. RefSeq names its product pyrimidodiazepine synthase-like. Gene Ontology annotation, molecular function: glutathione transferase activity; glutathione dehydrogenase (ascorbate) activity. Gene Ontology annotation, cellular component: cytoplasm. Gene Ontology annotation, biological process: glutathione metabolic process. NCBI's taxonomy places the organism in Eukaryota, Metazoa, Arthropoda, Insecta, Diptera, Tephritidae. The record is from RefSeq and is a predicted model, not a curated record.